Molecule: messenger RNA, 1188 nt
Organism: Phytophthora sojae
Lineage: Eukaryota; Oomycota; Peronosporomycetes; Peronosporales; Peronosporaceae
Exons: 1
Coding region: 1-1188 (395 amino acids)
Biological process (GO): protein dephosphorylation
Molecular function (GO): protein serine/threonine phosphatase activity
Source: RefSeq, a predicted model, not a curated record
AUGGCCACCCGAGCAGUGCAGAAGACGGGCUCGACCGUGAAGCUCCGCCAGCAGGAGGCCACGGCCGCCAAUGUGGCGUCGCCCAAGGGCAUCUCCAUCAAGACGCCGGGCAAGAUCCCGGCCGCCGCGAAGGGAGGUGACCACUCGCUCGGGCUGCAGCGCCGUCGGCUGUCCGUGGUGAGCGACAACAAGCUCGUGGACGGCAUGGCUGCAGCCACGAUCGAGGAAGUGGACAGCAGCGCCCAGGCGCUGGCGGACGGGAGCUGCGCCGUCGUGGCCUUCGCUGGACUCUCCAAGAAGGGCUACGCGCCGUACAACCCGCGCAAGAAGAACCAGGACGCCAUGGUCAUCAAGUACGACGGCAACACGCAGUCGCUGCUUUUGUGUGUGUUCGACGGCCACGGAGAGGCCGGUGACGGCGUCUCUGGGGCCAUUCGCGACCGGUUUGCGACUGAGCUCUUCGCACACGCCAAGUUCGAGCGGUCCGGAAAUAUUCAACAGGACGCUGAGAGCUUGCGGACGGCCAUUACGGACACGCUGCGGUCUGUGGAGCAGACUGUGCUACGAGACCCCAACAUCGACACGGAGUUCAGCGGAACGACUGCGGUUGUGACUGUGGUGCGCGAUAACCUCGUCGUGGUCGGCAACGUCGGUGACUCGCGGAUCACGCGUGGAUUCGUGAAGCUUCUGGGUCCGUCGGGUCCCGAGGCGCUCGGCUGCCAGGAGCUGUCUAUUGACCACAAGCCCGACCGACCGGACGAGAAGGCUCGCAUCAUUGCCAGCGGUGGCCGCGUGUUCGCUGUCGAGUACGACGACGGCAUUGACGGCCCUCCCCGUGUCUGGCUCGGCCACAUGGAUGUCCCCGGUCUCGCCAUGUCCCGCUCGCUGGGUGAUGCGGUCGCUCACACUGCUGGAGUUCUGUCGGAGCCGGAGUUUACUACGCGAUAUCUCGACGAGAACGACCGAUGCCUCAUUGUGGCGACGGAUGGUCUGUGGGAAUUCAUGUCGAACGAGGAGUGCAUGGAGAUGGCCAUGGGGCAGCAGGACCCCAAGGUGGCAGUCGAUCUUCUGAUCAUGGAGGCAAACCGCCGCUGGAUGAAGGAGGAGCAGGUCAUCGACGACACCACGAUCAUCGUGGCUUACAUCGACACUGUCGGCCUGAAAGAUAGCGCCAAGGCCGCCUCAUAA